Alnus glutinosa is the source of this 678-nucleotide messenger RNA. RefSeq lists its product as uncharacterized. The coding region runs from base 1 to 678 and encodes 225 amino acids. Lineage: Eukaryota; Viridiplantae; Streptophyta; Magnoliopsida; Fagales; Betulaceae. The record is from RefSeq and is a predicted model, not a curated record. The transcript has a single exon.
AUGGCCAAUUCAACCUUUCCAUUUCAAUUCCCUCACCUUUCCAAAGACAAUUUUGAUAAUUGGUGCAUUCGUAUGAAGGCAUUGCUUGGAUCACAAGAUACUUGGGAGAUUGUAGAAAAAGGCUACGAUGAGCCUAGUGACGAAGCUCCUUUGAGUCCUAAUCAAAGAGAGGCUUUGCAAAAACUUCGAAAGAAGGAUCAACAAGCUCUCACCCUUAUUUAUCAAUGUUUGGAUGAGGCUAUGUUCGAGAAGGUGGCGAAUGCAACCACCUCCAAGCAAGCAUGGGAGAUUCUCACAAACUCUCAUCAAGGAGUUGAUAAAGUGAAGAAAGUUCGCCUUCAAACGUUAAGAGGUGAAUUUGAAGUUUUACGAAUGAAAGAAUCCAAGUCGAUUGCGGAUUAUUUUUCAAGGGUGUUGGCCAUAGUAAAUCAAAUGAAGAGAUAUGGAGAAAGAUUGGAGGAUGUUCGUGUCAUUGAAAAGAUCCUUCAUUCCUUGCAACAAAGAUUUGACUAUAUCGUUGUUGCUAUUGAAGAGUCAAAAGAUUUAGAAACCAUGAGUAUUGAUCAACUCAUGGGAUCUCUUCAAGCCCAUGAAGAAAGGCUCAACAAGAAGAAAGAAGAGCCAUUGGAACAAGUUCUUGCUACAAAUAUUUGUUUCAAAGAUAAGGAAGAAGAAUAG